Sardina pilchardus (European sardine) is the source of this 1966-nucleotide messenger RNA. It is a transcript of the gene aldoaa, whose product is annotated as aldolase a, fructose-bisphosphate, a. Gene Ontology annotation, molecular function: fructose-bisphosphate aldolase activity. Bases 168 to 1259 code for a protein of 363 amino acids. The record is from RefSeq and is a predicted model, not a curated record. Gene Ontology annotation, biological process: fructose 1,6-bisphosphate metabolic process; glycolytic process. NCBI's taxonomy places the organism in Eukaryota, Metazoa, Chordata, Actinopteri, Clupeiformes, Clupeidae. Gene Ontology annotation, cellular component: cytosol. The transcript has 8 exons.
CUUCAUUAUUCUCCGUCGCUCAACCGCACCUCCCGUCACUGGCGUUGUUUGAUAAACCGAGUAGACGCUCAUUUCCUCUUGAUUGCAACAGCUCAGCUCAGUCAUUCUUCCUCUUCCAACAGACCUGCUUCAGUUCCGCUCCGCGCUUUGACUAUCAAAUCGCCAUCAUGCCGCACGCGUACCCGUUCCUGAGCACCGAGCAGAAGAAGGAGUUGAGCGACAUCGCUCAGAGGAUCGUCGCCCCCGGGAAAGGCAUCCUCGCCGCCGAUGAGUCAACAGGCAGCGUUGCCAAGCGGUUCCAGAGCAUCAACGCGGAGAACACGGAGGAGAACCGGCGUCUGUACCGGCAGCUGCUGUUCACGGCGGAGCACAUCGAGCCCUGCAUCGGCGGCGUCAUCUUCUUCCACGAGACGCUGUACCAGAAGACGGACGAGGGCCAGCUGUUCCCCGAGCUCGUCAAGCAGCGCGGCAUGGUGGUGGGCAUCAAGGUGGACAAGGGCGUCGUGCCGCUCGCCGGGACCAACGGAGAGACCACCACCCAGGGUCUGGACGGUCUGUACGAGCGCUGUGCUCAGUACAAGAAGGACGGCGCGGACUUCGCCAAGUGGCGCUGCGUGCUGAAGAUCACGGACACCACGCCCUCCGAGCUCGCCAUCCUGGAGAACGCCAACGUGCUGGCACGCUACGCCAGCAUCUGCCAGAUGCAUGGCAUCGUGCCCAUCGUGGAGCCCGAGAUCCUCCCUGACGGAGACCAUGACCUGGCGCGCUGCCAGUAUGUGACCGAGAAGGUUCUAGCGGCCGUGUACAAGGCUCUGUCGGACCACCACGUGUACCUGGAGGGAACCCUGCUGAAGCCCAACAUGGUGACCGCCGGCCACUCCUGCAGCCAGAAGAACGCGCCGCAGGAGAUCGCCAUGGCAACCGUCACCGCACUGCGCCGCACCGUCCCCCCCGCCGUCCCCGGCGUGACCUUCCUGUCGGGCGGGCAGAGUGAGGAGGAGGCGACGCUGAACCUGAACGCCAUGAACGUGUGUCCUCUGGGCCGGCCCUGGGCCCUCACCUUCUCCUACGGCCGCGCCCUGCAGGCCUCCGCACUCAAGGCCUGGAGCGGCAAGCCGGAGAACAGCAAGGCCUGCCAGGACGAGUUCAUCAAGAGGGCCAAGAACAACAGCCAGGCGGCGUUUGGGAAGUACGUGUCCAGUGGCUCUGAUGGAGCAGCAGCAGGAGAGUCCCUCUAUGUGGCCAACCACGCCUACUGAACACACACACACACACACACACACACACACACACACCGACAUGCACACCCCUCGUCUCCAUAGCAGCGGUUGCCACCUCAUUCUCCCCAGAGCCCAGAGCUCUAUAACAUGACCCCCCUCCCCUCCCCCUCCCCUUCCAGAGUGUGUGUGUGUCCGUGUGUGUGUCCAUCUCUAAUUCAGAGAUGCAGCAACAUGUGUGUGUGUGUGCACUCACUGAUGUUGGUCACUUCCAGAACGGCAUGUGUGUGUGUGUGCGCGCUCGGACGGUGUGCUCAUGACUCUAAUUUAGCCAGUAGUGUUGAGGUGUGUGCUUACACACACACACACACACACACACACACACACACACACACACACACACACACACACUCCCAGAGGUUGGCCAGGGGUUAGUGUUGCCAGUAUAGCUGCACCAGCAGUGUAUAGACCCCCAGCUUCCUCUCUCCUCCCUCUCUCCUCUCCUCCCUCUCUCCUCUCCUCCACUGUAAUCACUCUUAAUCUCUCCAUCAUUCCCAUCAUGCUCUGCUCCCGCCCAGCGCGUUGCCAUGGCACCCAGCCUGAUGGCGGAGUCAGACAGACGCUCUAACUGCUGAUGUUUCGUUUGUUUGUUUGUUUGUUGAUUGGUUGGUUUGUUGUUGUUGUUGUUGUUGUGUAGUAACGCUUGCACAGCACCAGAUGAAUUAAUUAAAUGGUACCUAUUCACCAUA